GCGUGCAGGCGCGGGGCGACGGUGGCCCCGCAGCGACAUGUGACCAUGGACCGCAGGACCAGGGAAAAUCCAGAAAGAACUUUUGACUUGGUAUUGAAAGUGAAGUGUCAUGCCUCUGAAAAUGAAGAUCCUGUGGUAUUGUGGAAAUUCCCAGAGGACUUUGGAGACCAGGAAGUUCUGCAGAGCGUGCCCAAGUUCUGUUUUCCGUUCGAUGUGGAAAGGGUGUCUCAAAAUCAGGUUGGACAGCACUUUACCUUCGUCCUGACAGACAUGGAAAGUAAGCAGCGAUUUGGGUUCUGCAGGCUCACAUCUGGAGGCAGAAUUUGUUUGUGUAUUCUUAGUUACUUGCCAUGGUUUGAAAUAUAUUAUAAACUUCUAAAUACUCUGGCAGAUUACUUGGCCAAGGAACUGGAAGAUGAUUUGAAUGAAACUCUUAAAUCACUCUAUAACCACCCAGUACCAAAGGCAAACACUCCUGUCAACUUGAGUGUGAACCAAGAACUAUUUAUUGCCAGUGAGCAAGUUCUGAAAGAUGACCCCUCACUAAUGCCGCACUCCUGUUUCAUCACACCUGACGUAACUGGACUCCCAACGAUACCGGAGAGUAGAAACCUGACAGAGUACUUUGUUGCCGUGGAUGUGAACAACAUGCUGCGGCUGUACGCCAGCAUGCUGCAUGAGAGGCGCAUCAUUAUUACCUCAAGCAAAUUAAGCACUUUAACUGCCUGUCUCCAUGGAUCGGCUGCUCUGCUUUACCCGAUGUACUGGCAACACAUAUAUAUCCCUGUGCUUCCGCCACACCUGCUGGACUACUGCUGUGCCCCAAUGCCAUACCUGAUUGGAAUACACUCCAGUCUCAUAGAGAGAGUGAAAAAUAAAUCAUUGGAAGAUGUGGUUGUGUUAAAUGUGGACACAAACACGUUAGAAUCACCAUUUAAUGACUUGAGCAGCCUGCCCAGUGAUGUGGUCUCGGCCUUGAAAAAUAAGCUGAAGAAGCAGUCCACAGCAACGGGAGAUGGAGUGGCUCGAGCCUUUCUGAGGGCUCAGGCAGCUUUGUUUGGCUCCUACAGAGACGCUCUGAGAUACAAGCCUGGUGAGCCCAUCACCUUCUGUGAGGAGAGCUUUGUAAAGCACCGCUCAAGUGUGAUGAAACAGUUCCUGGAGACUGCAGUGAAUCUUCAGCUCUUUAAGCAGUUUAUUGAUGGUCGACUGGCAAAGCUUAAUGCAGGAAGAGGUUUCUCUGAUAUAUUCGAAGACGAGAUCACAUCAGGUGGCUUCUGUGGAGGGAGCCCGCGGUCAUAUCAACAGUGGGUGUAUACUGUCAAGAAAGGAGGUGCAUUGUUCAACACGGCAGUGACCAAAGCAACUCCUGCUGUGCGGACUGCAUACAAAUUUGCAAAGAGUCACGCCAGACUGGGACUAAGGGAGGUGAAGAGCAGGCUGAAACACAAGGACAAUGAGGAGGAUUAUGUGCCCUGUUCUGGUUUGGUACAGUAUACACCAGUUUACACUUUACACAAUGAAAAGGGAGAAGACAGAGAGAAGCAUAAGCUUUCCCAGGCACACUUGAAAAGGCCUCGUAAGAGCCUUGAGGGUACGCUGGAUGAUGAGGAUGACGACAUUGAGAGGGCAAGCAAGAUAUCUUCUGAAGACGGUGAAGAGACAUCUGUUUGUUUCUAUGAAAGUGACGACUCUGCUGAAGCACAGGUGAAGGCGCCUUACUCAGGUGAGAUGGACUUACUGGGCGAGAUCCUGGACACGCUGAGCACACACAGCUCUGACCAAGGAAAGCUGGCACCUGCAAAGAGCCUGGACUUCUUCAGAUCCAUGGAUGACAUUGAUUACAAACCUACGAACAAGUCCAACGCUCCCAGUGAGAAUAACCUGGCCCUACUGUGUGCUUCUGGCGAUCAGGGAGAGUGGAAUCUCGGGCAGGAUGACAGCGCCCUCCAUGGCAAGCAUCUGCCUCCAUCCCCCAGGAAGCGAGUUUCCUCCAGUGGGUUGACAGAUUCUCUGUUCAUCCUGAAAGAAGAGAACAGUGAGAAGCCCCUCCAUGCUGACAGUAUAAGUGGCCUCACUGUGGUGGAAAAGCCAGCUUCUCCUUCAGGAUUGGGUUCCCAGCCAGCUAACCUUGAAGCUUCCCAAACGGAUAAAGGAAAACCGGAAGUGCGGCAAACACUAAGUCAGGCUUCAGAGGAUCUGCUGGUACUUGGCCCUGGGAGCCGCCAGUCUAUUUUUGUUCCCUGGGAGAAAGCUGGGAAAGAGGAUAAGAAGCCUUCAAAAGAUGUUGGCCUUCUCCAAGAAGUAGUGUCAUUGUGUCACAUGUCAUGUGACUUCCAACAAAGUUUAAACAUUUCAGAAGAAAGCAGAAGUGAAAACCAAACUUAAGGUACCAGUAGAGGGUCAGUCUCUUGCCUCUUGGCUUCUUCAGAGACCUGUGGAAUUACUUCCCCGUGAUGGGAACAGUAAAGAGAGUCACUGGCAAGAAUGGCAACCCUUAACUGCUGUUUAGUUGUUUUCCCUGUCUGUUCAUCUCAUGGAUCUAUAUUACCCACUGGUUUCCCAGCGUAAAAUGAAUUCUACUGUGCUGUUAAAUCAGGUACUAAUUUGUACAUAGGCUGAAAAUGUGUUUUGAACUUAAGCUUUCCCAGUAUUUGGUGCUUAAUGCUGUUCAUUUUAUUUAAACUAAGUGUGCAUAUAUAACCCCUACAUAUAGCCAGUAGUUACUGUACUAAUCUGGCUGAGCAUGAACUGAUCAAGAUGUCAAAACUGAUCAAAAAUAGCCUGACACUGAUGAACCUGUUAACCCACUAAUUGCCUUAAUCUUCCAGUCAUGUUAAGCAUACAGAUAACAUAUGAUGCCACAUACAAAGCUUGAAAGAGGAAUUACCUUGUCCUGCAGAGCAAUAAUGCCUUUUUCUACCAUGAAUUAAGCUCGCCAUUCUUUUCAGGUUUAAAUGCAGUCUAGCAGAAAUAAUUUGCUUUUUAUAAAGACAUGUAGCCAUGUUUUCCAAACAACGUGAAUGUGUAUAUUUACCUUUCAGUGAACUAUAUUAAGUGCUGAAUUACAAUGUGAAGUUAAAAGCUUCUGCUUACAAAGAAGCCCCUCAGACAACGUUCGAUCUCAUGUCCAUGUUAACUAUGGUCCACCUCCAGAAAGCCAAAUGCCCUGCAGAGUCCAGAUAGGCCUUUAUCCUGUUCCUCUUGUAACUGACGUGCUGUGAAGAUGCUCGUAGCCUUACCUUGUGUUUGCUUUUUUAAAUAAUUAACUUUGUAUUAUAAAUGUUCUAGAUUUAUAGGAAAAUGCAAAGAUGGUACUGAGUUCCCAUCUGCCCUGGACCCUGCCUCUGCUGUUGUAGCAUCCUAAGUUAGUAUGCUGCAUUUGCCAUACUGUUGACUCGCGCAUGGUAUUCAGAGCUCUGGCUGUUCCCUGCUGCCCCCUUUCUGUCCCCUUGUCCCCUCAGAGUUCUAAAUUACCUUCUAUGAUCCUGUCUGCUGGGGUUCUUCCUCACCCUAGCACUUUACUUUCUUGGUUUUGAUGGCCUUGAAGUUUUCAGGAAUAUUAAUGAGAUGUCCAGCUCCUGUAAUGUAUGCAGUAUUUUUCUCAUUAUUACAGGAGGUUAUAGGUUUGAGGGAGAAGAUCACAGAAGAAAAGUGCCAUUUUCACAGUGUCUGAAGGGGUGUGCUGCAAGCAUAUGCCAUGUCCUGUUGACAUUGAACACUGGCUGGGGUUCUCUGCUCUGAAUGUGUUCCCGCACCUUUUCUGUGCAGGGAGAAACGGAGGGAAAGAAGAGAGGGAGGGCAGGCACAGAGAAUUAUUUAGGGCAGAGAAGUAUCAGAAUCCAUCCUUUGUAGUUCUUUAUGGAGCCUGCCUCCCUCACAAUUACUGUUUAGCUUCGGGGCACAUCUGAAAGCCCAUGCAGACCCCUCAUGCUAGAUGUGCAGGUAGUUUGUUUGAACAUGCCAUGUGUCUAGUCUAUUCAUCCUCAGAUGUCAUGAUUGCUUUUCAAGAACUGUCCUUUUUUAGUAAAAAUGAAAAAAAGAUUGCAAAACCAUUGAACUCCAAUAAGGCCAUAUUCUAAAGUAUUUACUUAAGGAAUAUAAUUUUACCGAGAAUUUAAAGAAAUUUGUUUAACAUAGUCCUUAAAAUAUUUACACAGGUCAGUUUUACAAGCUGCAUUCCAAAAUAUAAAUAGGUAGUCUUACUUGAGGUAAUGAUUCCCUCAUUUGUAAUGGAUGAUAGAGCUUGUCUGUAUGAGGAUGGGCUCGUUCUAGAAGGUUAUAUUUAAUCCUUAUUUUUACAUAAUAAUAAUAUGCAAGGUUGUGAGAUUUUGCCUGUACGUGUUCUUCAUUAGUCCCAAUUUACUGAAAUAACAGGAAAGCCACACAUCGAAAGAGCUGAUUUCAGUGGGCAGAGGAGAAGUUCGCGCGGUAGGCACACUGCUGGGCAAGCAUGCCCACAGGAGUCCUAAACAGAGUUUUUAAUGCCAUUUUUCAAGUGAGGUCUCUGUUUUCACGUCAGAAUUCAUUGUCUAAAAAAUGAGACCAUCCUGACUGCAGCUUAAAACACUGGCUUCCAGUCCACUUCCUCGAUAGUCCCAUUGCCACAGGCUCAUGGUUCUCUUGCUUUGAGUCAGCUUGUGAGAUGUGCCACUGUAACACUAGGCUAUUAGGAAACAUUUAUCCACUCACAAAUAAGGUCUUAAGCCACUUAAGUGAUCUGUGCCUUACUGUAACAAGCAAAAACAGCUACUUCAUGUUAAAAAGAAAAACCAAAAUUGUACACAUUAUUCUUAAAUAUCCAGAAAACUGGAAGCCAGUGGGUGCUUCACACGAUUACAACCUUGAGUAUUUGAAGUGGGCUUUUAAAGGAGACUUCCCAGUAUUAUGAUGGAAAUAGUAGAAAAAGUAAGAGACCAUAGGUGAGUUCUGAAAUUUAAAAAAAAAGGGGGGGUAGUAUUUUUGGCUUUGUCCAAACCAAACCCAAUGUAAAGUUCCCUGCUAUUGAAAAUAAAUGUUUCUGCUUGCACUGUCAUUUUAGAUACUGAGCGCCAACAAACUGGAGCUCCCAUAAUGAAUAUUUCAGAGAAGCUGCUUCUGCCCUACAAGACACUUGAAUAACUCCCAGCUCUGGCUCCCACAUCUUGUGCUUUCUAUGCCUUUAAACCGAACCCCAAGCUGUGACUUGUCUUGAGUCUCUCUCAGGCUUGGCGGGUCAGGGGCUAAAGAUAGAAGGCCAAAUGUUGGAGCUGCAGUUUUGUUAAAGUGAAGAUGUUGCCAAGUAAAAUAUAGGGGUGAUUACCUCUUCUAGCCUAUCUUACAUAUCAGAUGAUGGCACACUUACUUUUCCAAUUCAAAGUUAGUAACUCCUUCACUGAGAAAAUAUUUAUUGACUUUCUGUACCAGUCAGGAGCAAGGUAUAAUAAUUAAGGAUGUAAGGGUAUGGGAGGAAACAAUUACCCAGCUCUGAGGAUUCAAUUAAAAGGGAAAGGAACUGCAGAUGUUAAAAUAAUAAUUAGUAAUAAUAAUAAUAAUACAGUAAGGAUGUAUUUGCUUAGAUGGUACUCACUCAAGAGUCAACACCAAGGGAUGCUUUUUAAGAACAGCUGCUGUAUUUAAAGUAUGUUCUAACUACAGAGUCAUUAACUCUUUUAGUAAUUAUGUCAGCCACUAGAAGCCUGCUAAGAUCCCACCUUAAAGGACAGUUUUAGAGGCACUGCUUGACUGAGUCCUUGCUUUGACCAUCCACAGGACAUGACGUCGUCCCUCUGCAGUAUUGAUAGCCACUUCCGCCAGCUCAGGAGUGACUUAGGGUUUAUAAAGGAAGAACCUAGUUGUGUUGAUGGGAGUCCAGAUUUUACAUUAAAAGAAAAAAUUGGUAACAACAUUUUCAAGGUAGCUUUUUCUUUCUUAGCUAAAGAUGUGACUGUUAUUAUUAAGAUCAUAUGCUGAUAUCUAAUGAUGUGACCCAGAAAUGCCCAGGAAGUAGUUGUUGGUUAAAGGGAAGAUUUCCUGGUCAACAGCAAAUGACUGGAUGCUCUUGCAAUCAAUACCCAUCCAUUCUCUGCUCAGAUUUCCAGGACAAGUUCAUUACUUUUAUGAGUAAAUUGUCUCCUGAGAGCUCCACUCUUGGAGGUAAAUGAGUCUUCGAUCUGAGAAGAUAUUUGAAAAUCAGAAUAAAAAUUCAAAAUGGAAAAUGAAUCUCUAAAUGGAGGAUCUCCCCAGGCAUCUCUUAAUGUAGGUAGUCAUUUUUUAAGCAAGCCAGUUCUCUAUGAGCGUUUUCCCACGUUGAGCCCAGAGUUCUAUUAGUGUCUGUUUUUUAAAGCUUCAAGGACUAGAAAGGCUUUCCAAUAGCCAGUUGAUGUUAUGAUUUGUUUAUAGAAUAGGGAAGUAUGUAUAUUUGAGACAGAAAUAUUUUAUUUUGAAACAUAGGAUUCUGUGCAAUAUUUUUCUUGCAUUGUUUAGUUUAUAUAAAUAUGCACAUCUGCUUUUCUCGCAGAUGCCUUAAGGUCAUGUCUUUCAGUAUUUGCCUAAAACUGUAUGUAGCAAUGUUCUAUGUGACUUCAGAAAAAAAUUACUCUCUUUAUUGUUAGCAGAAGUGUUCUUGUUUAUUUAAAAUAAUUGUGGAGAUUGCAUUAUUGUAUCAUAACUAACUGCCUCAGCCACAAUAAAUAUGCAAUAAGAAAAUCAUGUUCCUUUGAUUAGUAUUGACAGUACUGUUACUUUAACAGAAAUGUUUGCGGUACAGAGUGCUGGUUCUAUCUGUGUUCAUUUAACAGCUACUCUGCAGCAUAUGAAUCUAAAUGGUAUAUUUAUGUGAUAACCAUGUAUGUAGAUUAUGACAUCCUUUGUGAUGAGUCUUUGUUGAGGCUUAUAAAGGGCAUUGCCAAUACUUUUUGACUGUAAAUUAAUUUUUUGUAUGAUGUAUAGUUUGUUUAGCCUUAGAGCUUCUAUAAAUUUCUACUUUUAUUAUACUUGAAUGAGGCAGAAAGCACUGUGGGCAGUUUGUAACUCCGGAUGCAAUAUGCAGAUAUACCAAAAAUAAAACAAGGUACUGAACAGCAACGCUAACAGAAUGCUUUAUAAUCCAGGAGUCCGUGUUUUUCAAGCCACAUUUUAGUGAAAUGAAGUAAUUGAAGAUAUACAAUCUUUUAUCUAGACUGUAUAGUCUCAAGUGAUUACCUCUUCGAUGUGUUAAAGGUGUGUGUCCUUUUUAACUUCUGUAUCAGUCCUUAGAUGAGCCUUGUCGAGGAUUGUCCAUCCUUCCUUCUCAGACCACGUGAUGUCUAGGACAGAACAAAUCAACUACAUUGUGCAUAUUAGAUGCACUGUCUGUGUGAAGUCACUGUGUUUUAGAUAGAGUAGCUUUCAUAGGUACUUUUGAGAACACUUUAAUAAUCAUAUACCAAAAACUAAAAACUAAAUUUUUAAAAUCAGUAGCUGUGCCUAAAAUCUCUUAGACAUAAAGGCCACAUGAGGGACUCAGGAUUGAAUAUUUCCACAGUUUGUGUUCAUUCCUUUAGCUGAAGAGUUGUUUGCUCAACAUAUAACCAGUAGUUCAAAAAAACAAAACUAAGUAAAACAAAACAAAAACCAUGAGCAGCAAGACAGUGGGAUGUGCUUCAUUGUUCUUGCCCUUGCAGCUACAGUUUAUCAUCUCAGAGCUUGAUUACUAUUGGGAAGAUGUUCUGUAUAAAAGUAUUGCUUGGGAGUUUUUUAAAUAUGCAAAAUACAAUGAUGAAUGAACUUUGCUUUGCCAUAAAGUACCCAACAAUGUCGUUGAAAAUAAAAUUGGUCACAAUCAAA
Molecule: messenger RNA, 7806 nt
Organism: Grammomys surdaster
Lineage: Eukaryota; Metazoa; Chordata; Mammalia; Rodentia; Muridae
Gene: Dennd1b
Product: DENN domain containing 1B
Exons: 23
Coding region: 46-2388 (780 amino acids)
Biological process (GO): T cell receptor signaling pathway; endocytic recycling; endocytosis
Cellular component (GO): cytosol; nuclear speck; intracellular membrane-bounded organelle
Molecular function (GO): phosphatidylinositol phosphate binding; guanyl-nucleotide exchange factor activity
Source: RefSeq, a predicted model, not a curated record